This is a messenger RNA of Trichomycterus rosablanca, 3965 nucleotides long. RefSeq names its product replication factor C (activator 1) 1 (gene rfc1). The transcript is spliced from 23 exons. Lineage: Eukaryota; Metazoa; Chordata; Actinopteri; Siluriformes; Trichomycteridae. Bases 84 to 3383 code for a protein of 1099 amino acids. Gene Ontology annotation, cellular component: nucleus; DNA replication factor C complex. The record is from RefSeq and is a predicted model, not a curated record. Gene Ontology annotation, molecular function: ATP binding; DNA clamp unloader activity; DNA clamp loader activity. Gene Ontology annotation, biological process: DNA repair; DNA replication.
CGCCAAAAGAAGCUGUAGAAAACACCAAGCGCGCAGUUUAGCUUUGAAAAAAAACAGUAAAAAUCUCCUGACAGGUGAUAAAAAUGGACAUACGCCGGUUCUUCGCGCCCAAACCCGGCCGAGGAAGCAGCGGCACCGAAGAGGAGCCCAAGAGCAAGAAGAAGAAGCCGGCGGCGAAGGUCAAGAGCUCUGCGUCCGACGCCAAACCCUCGGCCAAGCGGAGGCCGCGAGUCAUAGCCGAUUCAGACUCUGAUGAAGACGAGGCGGUGAAGGACAGGAAGACGACCUCCUCCUCCUCCUCCUCCUCAUCUAAAGGGAAGCCGGCCGCGCCCGGGAGAAAAGAUCCCGUGACGUACCUGUCUGACUCAGAUUCGGAUGACGCCUUCGCCUCGUUGAAAAAGCCCCCCAGACUAAAAGAGAACGGGCGCAGCGAAGCCACCAAGGGCCCCAAACCUACAGCGGCGGGAUCCAAGGAGGUAAAAAGCGCCCCGGUGAAAUCGCCCCAGACUAAAGGAGCCCCUCCCAAAAAGGCCCUCGGCCCCACCCCGACCGAGCCGGUCACGCCCAAGCGCACCCCCACCUCGGUCAUGGAUUACUUCGGGACGUCCGACGUCCAGCGGUCUGACAAGAAGCUGGUGGCCAGCGCCAAGAGGAAAGCGCCGGCGCAGGAUCCCGACGACCGGCUGGACGACGAGGCCGUCGCGAGGCAGCUACAGGCCGACGACGACAUGGAGGUGAGGCGGCACCCGUCUCCCACCGUUCCUGCCCCAUCACUGGAGAAGCAGAUACACGAGGACGAGGCCUUCGCCAGGACCCUGGCGGCCAGCGACGACGCCCCUCUGCCUAAAAAGGCUCGCGUGGACCCGGCCACGCCCUCGCCAUCGAAGAGCGGCUCCAAGGUGGACGCCGCGUCUCCGCUGAAGAAGAGCCCGGUGGCGAAGAAGAGCCCCCCGGUGAAGAAGAGCCUGGUGGCGAAGGCCAGCUCCAAACUGGCUCUGAUGAAGAGGAAGGCGGAGCAGCAGCGGGAGGAGGAGCAGCGGGAGGAACAGCGGGAGGAGCAGCGGAGGGGCGAGAUGAAGAUCACGCCGAAGAAAGAGCCGGCCAAGCGGGCGCCCUCGGAAAAGGCCGCCACCCCUAAAUCUGCUUCCGCGUCAGGGGGCGCCGGCGGGGCCCCGACCGAACCCGAGGCCAGCCCGGAGGACAAGAAGCGCGGCAAUUCGGCGGCGUUCAGGAACUACCUGAACCGAGACGGGCCGCGGGCGCUGGGCUCCAAGGAGAUACCGCAGGGAGAAGAGAACUGCCUGGAGGGGUGCGUGUUCGUGCUGACGGGAGUCCUGGAGUCCAUGGAGCGGGACGAGACCAAGUCCCUCAUCGAGCGCCACGGCGGGAAGGUGACGGGUAACGUGAGCCGUAAGACCACCUACCUGGUGCUGGGCCGGGACAGCGGCGCGUCCAAGACCGACAAGGCCCGGAGCCUCGGCACCACCGUACUGACCGAGGACCGGCUGCUGGACCUGAUCCGGACCAGACCCGGCAAGAGGUCCGAGUACGAGCUCGCCGCCGAGGCCCAGACUCGAGCCACCAAGCCUUCCAAAAGUAAGCGCACCCCCCCGGGGAAAGCCGAGGCCGAGAAGAGUCUGGAGUCGGGCUCAGGGAGACCGGCGCCCCCCGCGGCGGACGACGCCCUGCUGUGGGUGGAUAAGUACCGCCCUCGCAGCCUGAAGAACCUGAUCGGGCAGCAGGGCGAUCAGAGCUGCGCCAACAAGCUGAUGAGAUGGUUGCAGGACUGGCACCGGAACCGCGGCGCCGGCGCCAAACCGGCCGGAGCGCGAUUCGGGAAGUUCGGGGGGAAGGACGACGGUUCCGGGUUCAAAGCCGCGCUCCUGUCCGGACCUCCCGGCGUGGGCAAGACCACCACGGCCGCCCUCGUGUGUGAGGAGCUGGCCUACAGUUACGUGGAGAUGAACGCCAGCUGCACCCGCAGUAAGAACAGCCUGAAGCAAGUCAUAGCCGAGUCCCUCAACAACACCAGCAUCAAAAACUUCUACACAGGUGCCUCUCAGGCGGUCAGCGACAAGCACGUCCUGAUCAUGGACGAGGUGGACGGCAUGGCGGGAAACGAGGACCGCGGAGGAAUUCAGGAGAUGAUCGGCCUGAUCAAGCAGUCCAAGAUCCCCAUCAUCUGCAUGUGCAACGACCGGAACCAUCAGAAGAUCCGCUCGCUCGCUAACUACUGCUACGACCUGCGCUUCCAGCGGCCGCGCGUGGAGCAGAUCAAGGGCGCUAUGAUGUCCAUCGCUUUUAAGCAGGGGCUGAAGAUCCCGCCCCCCGCGCUGAACGAAAUCAUCCUGGCGUCCAAUCAGGACGUGCGACAGGUGCUGCACAACCUGAGCAUGUGGUCGGCGACGGACAAGGUCAUGACCUACGACCAGGCCAGAGCCGACGCCCUCAAGGCCAGGAAGGACGUCAGAAUGGGGCCGUUCGACGUGUGUCGGAAGGUCUUCGUGGCGGGUGAGGAGACGGCGAACAUGACCCUGAUCGAUAAGUCCGAUCUCUUCUUCCACGACUACUCGCUGGCGCCGCUGUUCGUGCAGGAGAACUACGUACACGUACGCCCCGCGGCCGCCGGAGGGAACCUGAAGAAUCACCUGGUGCUGCUGAGUAAAACGGCCGACAGCAUCUGUGACGGAGAUCUGGUGGACAAGCAGAUCCGCUCUCGACAGGCCUGGUCCCUCCUGCCAACACAGGCGGUGUAUGCCAGCGUGCUGCCGGGCGAGUUGAUGCGCGGGUACAUGAGCCAGUUCCCCACGUUCCCCAGCUGGCUGGGCCGGUUCUCCAGCACCGGGAAGCACAGCCGCGUGGUCCAGGAGCUGUCGUCUCACAUGAGCCUGAGGACGCUGAGCAGCAGGGAGGCCGUGAACCUGGACUACCUGCCGUACCUGCGCUCCGCCCUGCUGGAGCCUCUGCGGUCCCGCGGGGUCCACGGGGUCGCCCACAGCGUCAAGCUCAUGGACGACUACCACAUCAUCAAGGAGGACUUCGACAACAUCAUGGAGAUCAGCACGUGGGCGGGGCAGGACGAGCCCUACUCCAAACUCCACCCCAAGGUGAAGGCCGCGUUCACGCGCACCUAUAACAAGGAGUCCCACAUGACGCCGUACUCGCUGCAGGAGGUGAAGAAGGGCCGCAGGGGGGCGGCGGAACCCGACGCCGACACUCAGGGACGAGACGAGGAGGAGGAGGAGGAGGAAGAGACGGUCGCCACGGACGCCAUGAUCAAGCAGAAGAAGAGCAAAGCAUCAAAGGAGACCAAGACAUCAAAGGAGACGAAGCGGGACCGAGCCGCCGAUUCCACCAAGGGUAAAAGCAGAGGCAAGAAGUGAGCCACGCCCGCGUACGGAGGAGUAUUAGCGGAGAAACUGAAGCCGCGAACAGGAAGCACUUCUGACGGAAGCGAACACACCGGGCGGCGGAACACCACGGCGCUACGCUAACCAAACGCACUUGAACUCGGGGACGUGGAGCUACGCUAACGUGUCGUUAAUGAACGAUAAUUGUUAUUAUUUAGUGUUUUAGAUUUUUUGUUUUGUCGCGAACAAAUAAAAGAACGUCAUUCGCUGCCGUCUGUGACCUCACCUGAAUGCUAAUGAAUAACGCUUUUAAUCCGGGCUGCAGACAGGCCGGCCUAGCAUGAGCAUGAGCGCUCUCUCAGUACGGAUUCUGUCUCGGACGUCUGCGGCGCUUCUGGACGUUGUUUAAAGACUCGCAGAUUUACCUGGAUUGUCUGAUUAUAUUUUCAAUAAUGUUAUGGACGGUAGAUGGUCCAUAAGUUCCUUGUGAUUAAUAAAUAGUGCUUUGUUUAUACCCUAUUAUGACAUCAUCACUUACUUUAGAUGUUUGUUUUUUUAUAUAUUUCAUUAGAAAAUAGUUUAUAUUUUCAAAAUAUCAAUAAAACAUUAAAUCUA